GGCUCCUUUCAACUUAACCUCUUCGAGAAUUAAGAACAUGUCAUGGAUACACAUGGAUCGAGAUAUAGAGUACAGUGAGCCAACCGCAAAAUGAUGAAUAAAAAGCAACCAGUUAAUGAAGUUACCUUCAAGAUGCAGCCUACAAAUAAUAAAUUUUCAACUUGGGAUCAGUUGCAAACAAUAAAAACGUUCGACGACGAAUCAAGUGGUAAUGUACACCCUGCAGUAAAGUCCGAAAUUAUCAGUUUUCAAAGUAAAAUUUCCACACCUAUAAGCCUUCUAGUGGAAUCGUUAGUCCAGCAACUUUGCAAACUUUUAGAGCAAGAUGAUUCUCGAGCUACUGAUUUAUACCACACAAUAUGUAGAAAAUUGCAUCAAAUGAACUUGAUAGAUGAAACUUAUUCCAUGGGAGAGUUUGAAGUGAUGCGGAGCCAAUAUCAAAAUGCUUUAUAUCAACUGGUUACAGUUGCCAGAGGUUCUGAUUUACCCAUAAAGUCAUCAAUUUGGCCUUUAUCACAAAGCGCUGCACUUGAAUGGUCAAGAUAUUAUAGGGAAUUUGAUGAAAUCAAUUUUAUUGCUGGAGGUGGUUUUGGAAAAGUGUACAAAGCGCGCCAUAAAUUAGAUGGUUUAGAUUAUGCAAUAAAAAAAGUAUGUAUUAAAUCUUCAAUAGUAGGUAAUGUCAUGGCACAUUUAUCAGAAGUUAAAACAUUGGCUAGUUUGAACCAUACGAAUAUAGUUUCUUACAAAGCUGCAUGGCUAGAACCAUUUUUAGGCAAUAAGGACUGUAAAUUAACCUUAAAAGAUGAAACAAAUUCUGAAAGUGAUUCCACUAUACCUAGUCAAUUGCACACAAAUUUAACCGAGAAUAGUUCAUCUUCCAUAUAUUUUGAAGAUCCAGAAUCUUUAGAAGAAAGUGAGAAUAAUCAUCAAAACCUCACUGAAAAAUCAUGUAAACAAGUCUGUAUGUACAACUCACAGUUUGAUCUAAAAACUAAUAAAUUUGUUGAUUUAAAAUGGGCUACAUUGUAUAUUCAAAUGUCUCUUUGCCAAAUGACCUUACGACAAUGGUUGGAUCAGAGAAACAAAAGUGAUAUUGAUAAGUUUUACAUGCAUUAUAAUAGUGUAAACGAAUGCAUUCAAUAUAUAAGCCUACCUCAUCCUGAUUCAAACGACUCGAAUUUGCUGCAUAUAAAAAUAGUAAUAGAUAUUUUGAAACAAUUAUCCAAAGGUUUGAGUUAUAUACAUUCCAAGGGUAUUGUUCAUCAUGAUAUAAAACCCAGUAACAUAUUUAUUGGUUACAGUGAUGGUAGUAUUAACAUUCAAUUAGGUGAUUUUGGGUUAGCGUGCCCAUUGAAAAAAGUACACACGGAUAAUGGACUUGGGACACCUCUUUAUGCAGCACCUGAACAACUGCGUGGAGAAUGUGAUAUAAAGAGUGAUGUAUAUAGCUUGGGAAUAGUUAUGCUUGAAUUAUUGCAACCUUUCAAUACUGAAAUGGAGCGAAUAGAAAAUCUUAAAGCGUUAAGUAAUGGAAUAAUUGAUGAAGAUAUAAAAAAAUCUUACCCAGAACUUACAAAUCUCUUGUUAAAUUUAACUAGAAAAAGUCCCGUCCAACGCUGUACUACUGAAGAACUUUUACUGCAUUUAGAAAACAUUUAUACCUGCAAUGAGAAUUUUGAAAAAGAUAAAACCAUCAAAAUAUUAAAAAAAGAAGUAGCAGAGCUAGGUGAGAAGCUUAAGGUCAAAGAUAAUGAAAUAGAA
Ctenocephalides felis (cat flea) is the source of this 1761-nucleotide messenger RNA. Its product is annotated as eukaryotic translation initiation factor 2-alpha kinase 1-like. Gene Ontology annotation, molecular function: ATP binding; protein kinase activity. The record is from RefSeq and is a predicted model, not a curated record. The transcript is spliced from 4 exons. Gene Ontology annotation, biological process: protein phosphorylation. NCBI's taxonomy places the organism in Eukaryota, Metazoa, Arthropoda, Insecta, Siphonaptera, Pulicidae. The annotation marks the transcript as partial.